CCCCAAUCUAACACAUCUUCACCUAAACCCGCCUUUGUCAAUUCGACAAGCAUCUCCUCGCACUACACGUCGAUCCAGCUGUCGCCCCUGUAAACAGCUGUUCUCCCGCGGGCUGCACGUCUGCCCACGACGCUCUUUCUCUUUACUACAAGCUUCAAUCGCCCACCAUGGAUGCGCAACAGAACGACGAGCUCUACCCCAUCGCCGUCCUCAUUGACGAGCUCAAGCACGAUGAUGUCCUGCUCAGACUGAACGCCAUCCGCCGCCUGUCUACCAUCGCUCUUGCCCUGGGCCCUGAGCGCACCAGAGAUGAGCUCAUACCCUUCCUUGACGAAUCUGUCGAGGACGAAGAUGAGGUCUUGACCGCCCUGAGCGACGAGCUCGGUGGUUUCGUCGAGUACGUUGGUGGUCCAGAGUACGCUCACGUGCUGCUCUCCCCUCUCGAGAACCUCGCUGCUAUCGAGGAGCUCCUCGUCAGAGACAAAGCCGUCGAGUCACUCAACAAGAUUUGCGAACAAUUAUCCACCGAGCAGAUUGACCAGUACUUCAUUCCUCUGAUUGGCAGACUUUCAAAAGCAGACUGGUUCACCGCAAAGAUCUCCUCAACCGGCGUCUACAAGGUCGCCUACACCAAGACCGAUCCCCAGACACAAGAGUCCUUGAGACAAGGCUUCGCACAGCUCGUUCACGAUGAUACCCCCAUGGUCCGCAGACAGGCUGCCAUCAACUUGGCAAAGUUCUUGCGCGUCAUGCCCCCGAAUGUUGUUAUCGACGAGAUGAUCCCUCUCUUCCAGCACCUCGCUAGCGACGACCAGGACAGCGUUCGUCUCUUGACCGUAGAGAUUCUGGUUGCCAUUGCCGAGACCGUCCCCAAGGAGCAACAGUCGAGCCACGGCGUUCUUCUCACCGCACUAAGAAGCCUUUUCGAGGACAAGAGCUGGAGAGUACGCUACAUGGUCGCAGAUAAGUUCGAGAAGAUUGCCAAGGCUGUCGACGACGAGGUUGUCAGCCGCGAUCUUGUACCCGCUUUCAUCAAGCUCCUCAAAGACACCGAGGCCGAAGUGCGAACUGCCAUUGCUGGACAAAUACCUGGAUUCUGUGCCCUCAUCGAGAGAGACACUCUCCUCCAAGAGGUCAUGCCCGCAGUCGAGGAGCUCGUCUCGGAUUCGUCGCAGCAAGUGCGUGCCUCGUUCGGUACCCAGAUUAGUGGUCUGGCUCCUAUUCUCGGCAAGCAGGAGACUACCGAGCACCUGCUCCCCAUGUUCCUCCAGAUGCUCAAGGAUGAGUUCCCCGAUGUCCGCUUGAACAUCAUUUCCAAGCUCGAGCUUGUCAACGACGUCAUCGGAAUUGAGCUUCUCUCACAGUCUCUCCUCCCCGCCAUCGUUCAGCUCGCAGAAGACAAGCAGUGGCGUGUGAGACUGGCCAUCAUCCAACAUCUCCCUCUCCUUGCUUCCCAGCUUGGUGUCAAGUUCUUCGACGAGAAGCUUUCCAGCCUUUGCAUGUCUUGGCUCGGUGACACCGUCUUCAGCAUUCGCGAGGCCAGCACUCAGAACUUGAAGAAGCUUACAGAUGUCUUCGGUGUACAGUGGGCCAACGAGGCUAUCGUGCCCAAGGUUGUUGCUAUGGGCGGCCACCCUAACUACCUGUACCGCAUGACCACAUGUUUCGCCGUCUCUACCCUUGCCCCCGCAUUGUCUCUUCCCGUCAUCCAAGAGUCUAUCUUCCCUAUCCUGUCAAACCUCGUGUCUGACCAGAUCCCCAACAUCAGAUUCAACGUUGCAAAGUCAUAUGCUGUGUUGAUUGAUGUUCUGAAGCGUCUGCCCGACACUGAGUCAACGGUUCUGUCGCUCGAGAAGACUGGCAAGACUGGUUCUGGAAGCCCUCAAGGUGACCAGCUCAUCCGGGAAGAAAUCAUGCCCAACCUGGAAAAACUCAUGACUGAUGACGAUGUCGACGUGCGCUUCUUCGCAAGCCAAGCAGCAAAGAGCUACAGCGACGCGAUGCAAUCAUAAUCCAAUCCGCCAAAUGUGUUGGUUGGAAAAUAAUCUCUGCCUCUAGAAGUACUCGAUAUUACGAGAAAUCAAGAAAGAAAAUGCCCGGGCAUUGCGGGAAAGCUGCAUUGUCGUUAUACCUUACUUGUUAGAAAUGAAUACAAGAGUUGCACAAAUGCUUGUCUGUUCCUUUGCAUUGACGACUGCGUUCCAGAUGGUCGAGUCGAUUACGACCUCGGAUUAGGCCCAAGAGUAAACAAGGCAACUUGAAGAAUGCUGUUGACACAACAAACACACCAUCCUCCGCGUGGCGUUCGGCCAUCCCCAUAGUUUCACCUCCUGAGUCUUGAAGGCGUGUCACAUGUUUUGGAAGGAUUUCGCGGCAAAGGUUCAUGGACGUCGACGUUGGAAAAAAGACGUUGAUAUGUGUUGUCGAUACAAGACUCCCGGACGAUUAUGUAGGACGGUUGUACUUUC
Messenger RNA from Aureobasidium pullulans EXF-150, 2468 nucleotides. Its product is annotated as protein phosphatase PP2A regulatory subunit A. Gene Ontology annotation, biological process: protein dephosphorylation. Lineage: Eukaryota; Fungi; Ascomycota; Dothideomycetes; Dothideales; Saccotheciaceae. Bases 168 to 2012 code for a protein of 614 amino acids. Gene Ontology annotation, cellular component: cytoplasm; protein phosphatase type 2A complex. The record is from RefSeq and is a predicted model, not a curated record. The transcript is spliced from 7 exons. Gene Ontology annotation, molecular function: protein phosphatase regulator activity.